Messenger RNA from Tachysurus vachellii, 4344 nucleotides. It is a transcript of the gene lsm14ab, whose product is annotated as LSM14A mRNA processing body assembly factor b. Gene Ontology annotation, cellular component: P-body. NCBI's taxonomy places the organism in Eukaryota, Metazoa, Chordata, Actinopteri, Siluriformes, Bagridae. Gene Ontology annotation, biological process: P-body assembly; cytoplasmic stress granule assembly. The transcript has 10 exons. Gene Ontology annotation, molecular function: mRNA binding. The coding region runs from base 207 to 1535 and encodes 442 amino acids. The record is from RefSeq and is a predicted model, not a curated record.
AUGCUUUGCGGUUUACUCGGAGGAAAAUGAAGUCGGCCAUAUUGUGGUAGCCAGCAGUAACUUUCUUUGAGAGAACAAGAGUAAGGAGCUUUUUAUCGAGUUUGCUCGAGAAGAGGACGCAAGGAGGGAGUUUUAGCACCCAAACGAGGUGUUCUGAUACAGAAGUUAUCGUGGACGAGGAGCCGAAAGGCGAUAACUAGGACGCCAUGAGCGGCGGGACGCCUUACAUUGGCAGCAAAAUCAGCCUGAUCUCCAAGGCCCAGAUCCGCUAUGAGGGAAUAUUAUACACCAUCGACACCGAAAACUCCACCGUCGCGCUCGCCAAAGUGAAAUCAUUCGGCACUGAAGAUCGUCCCACAGACAGACCAGUGGCUCCUCGGGAUGAUGUCUUUGAAUACAUAAUUUUUAGAGGAAGUGACAUCAAAGAUCUAACUGUUUGUGAACCACCGAAGCCCAACAGCUCCUUGCCACAAGACCCAGCCAUUGUACAGUCAUCACUAGGCACUGCCCCAGCGCCAUCCUUCCAGCCUGUGGGUUCUUACGCAUCCUUAAGCCGACCUCCUGUGCGUGCCUACAGCCAGUUCUCCACUCCCCUUGUGCCCCAGCCCAUCGGUGCUCCUGUCACUGCAGGACGCAAGAGCCCGUCUCUGGAUGCCCUGCAGAAGAGCCCGACCAUUGACGCUGCGGUGCAGCCUGCUCCUCUUGCGCCGCCUACUGGAUCUGUGAGUCAGAAGAGUCCUGGAGGUGGCAGACCUCCUCCCGGCUCCCAGAAACAGCCUGCUGAGAGCCAGGAGCAAAGCAGGGCUGCUGAUGUAGAGAAGGUUGUUCGCCCAGAAACAGACUUGAGCAAGGCAGAGAAUCGGGAUGCCAGCAAACGUUCCCAAGGCACAGGUGCACCUGCAAUGCGAAGAGGAAGAGGAGGAACUGGUGGUAGUGGCGGUGGCACUGGUGGAAAUCAGCGCGGCCGGGGCCGAUUUAACAUGCGCAGAGACGGACCAAUGAAGUUUGAGAAGGAUUUUGACUUUGAGAGUGCCAACGCUCAGUUCAACAAAGAGGAGAUCGACCGCGAGUUCCAGAGCAAGCUCAAAAUUAAAGACGAGAAGGCGGUGAAUGGGGAAGACAAGGGUGACUCGGGUGUGGAGACACAAAACAGCGAGGGCAACAUGGAGGAGGAGGACCCACUGGGACCCAACUGCUACUACGACAAGUCCAAGUCCUUCUUCGACAACAUCUCCUGUGACGACUCCAGAAAAGAUAAACCUGGAGGUGGCAGGGAGCGGAGGCAGACCUGGGCAGAGGAAAGGAGGAUGAACGCUGAGACGUUUGGCCUCCCGUUGCGCCGAGGUCGUGGGGGUUUCCGGGGCAGAGGUGGCCCUAUGGGUUACCGUGGUGGUCGCGGGCGCGCGUCUGCACGCGGCUCUUUUGGCCCACCCCGAGGUGGAGCCGGAUACAGAGGAGGGUUCCGCUCGGGACGGGGAGGAAGAGGAGACUUCUCUGAAUUUGAGUACCGGAAAGACAACAAGGUGUCAGCGUAGUUCACCGGAGGAACAGCUGCAGUGUCUCCUACAGGCUGGGGUUCUCCUUCCCUUCUCUCUCCUUCCGCUUUCUGGUCUGUCCUGAAUCCCUAAAUGCAGCACGAGACGAGGCAGACUCCUUUCUGCUUUCCUUUUCUCCUUGUCUUUGUUUCUCUCUUCUUUUUUUUUUUUUUUUUUUUGUUAGAAAAGUAAACAAAACAAAAAAGCUGAUCUUUCUUUGAUACAGAAACAGAGGACUUUGCAAAAAAGAAAAAAGCGUAACUUUAGUGAAAUUACUUUUCAGUAUUUUUGCAUCAGCAUUUCCGUUCCUUUCUUACAGAACAAUAAUAAGGAUUGAAAUGUAUUUGAUAAUAUUCCUGUUGGUACAAACACACACAUACACACACACUGCCCGUUAAUACUGUGAGCUCCCAUCAGUUUAAUAGCUUUAUUGUUCUUUUCUAUCCUGUAUUAUAGAAGCACCAAGCCUGUGUGUCCUUUAUGGUCCUGAUGAAAGCUUCACUCUUACUGCCUAAACCACGUUUGUUAGACCUGUGACUCUGCUGCAACUAACUACAGCAUGCGAAUGAUGCAUCUCUCUCUCGCUUACCACUUUCUUUUGUAAGAUUUCAUCCCCUUCUUUUCCCAAGCUGACUGGUCAGAUCUCAUAGACUCGGAUCUCAAACAAGGCUGUAAAGAUAAAAAAAAAAACAACGACUGUAUGGUGAAUGUAAUGAUGUUGAUGCAAAGCCAGCACUCAGUGGGUUUUUGGAAAUAUUAUUAUUAUUAUUUUCUUGUCUAAGGAAUUAUUCCAGUAUGUCUUUUCAGUGCCAUUGUAGACAGGAAGUGUUCACAGUUCCCUGCUGGAAGAGACUGCCUUUUUUUUUCUUCUUUCUUCCCCUUUUUUUUAUUUUGGGAAAACGGACAGGACGGUGUAGAAAUUUGCAUGAGGUUGCGAGUGCAGUGGAUCUUGCCUUUCGAUGAUUAUGUAGAUGUCAUUUUGUCUGGCUCUUUGAUACUGUUUAAAUUUGUCGAGCCUUUACAUUUAAAGCACAAAUAAUCACCAAUUUACUGUCGGGUUCUUCAGGGAUUGUACAGCCAGCGCACCCUUUAACAGUAAGAUCAGAUCACUUCAACAGGAAAAAAAAAAAUUCAUUUGCACUUUAGAGAUGAAUAAUAAGUCCGUGAUUAUUUUUUUUUUAUUACAUUUUUUUUUUCAAACUUUAAAUAUGAGCAGCUCUGCAUUUUUUUUUUUAAGUCUUAAAAAGCUCAUAGACCCCACUAGAGGGAAAGUAAGGUGUGAAGAACAGAUGUGUUGGUGACGUGAAGUUAACGCUGGUGUUACAACAAAUCCAGCUGAUAGGUUUAGAGAGAUCACAGAUCUGCUCUCAGUGGGGAAAAAAAUCUUUUUAUGGUCAUGGAAAGGGUUUAAUCAGGAUAUAAAUUGUGAAGAAAUUAAUGCUGGACUUUGAAGAGUCCCUGCUUUAACAAAAAAAAAACAAAAAACAAGCCAUGUAGGUCUUGACGUUACCACUAACCUCUUCAGCUUGAUGUUCAACAGAAGAUAAUAGAAAAUAAUCUCCACUGCAGCUUGGUAAUGAACCUGGCUGUUGCCUUUAAUUAUACAGUUAACUAGUUACCGAGAUCAGACAGACGUUACCUCGGGAGCUGAUAGAUCUGUUACAUAACUAGCCAGGUUCAGUAUCAAGCGGUGAAGGUUAAGGCUUAUUGUCUCACUGAAAGCAGUAUUUUAUAUGAAGCAGUAAUGUUAAGCUAAAGAAGAGGAAAGGAGUGAUAACGGUGAUGUCACUAUCCUAUGGUCUUGUGAUUGGAUGAUUGUGCUUCACAGAUGGAUAAACAUGUGGUGUGUUCUCACAAAGGGAAUGUGUGUGUAAUGUGUGUGAGAGUGAGUGAGUAAGUUGUGCGUAAGGAGCGCUGAUCUAGACUCGGUUGAAUUUAGGAUCCUCGACCGUGCUUAACGAACGAACGCCAGCUCUUCAGAUGCUUUAUUGCGUCGUAUUUAAUUUUUGUUUUUUUUCCCCCCUGAAUGUUAAUGAAGCACUUUUUCGCUUCUCUGCCAGCAUUUAGGAGUUUGUACACAUUUUCUAAAAAUUGUUGGUUGUUUAUUUUCCAGAUGUGAAAGGUUUACAAUGAAAGAAACUCAUUCGCGCUUUGUUUUCUCGUCUCGUAUCGAUAAGACGCUGUAAGGUCCGUGUUCCUGUUGUGGCUUGAGGUUACCUUUGUGGCUGUUGUGUACUUCCUGUAGGCGUUAUGCGAUGAAUCUUACCUACAUGUGGUAUAUUAUAUUGGUCUAUUGGUAGGCAGCUAGUUAUAAAAAGCCCUGCAGUUUCCGAAUGAGCCGUCUGAUUGGAUUAUUUGUUCAUGACAUGCAGCAUAGCAUGAUGGAGAAAUGCCUUAAUGAGCCAGCAAAGUUGUCAUUAGUAUUUUGGGUUGUAUUGAGUACUCUCUUGCCCGUGUAGUGCACUACGCAGGCUGUGAUCUGAAGACUCGGAAAUCCUCCGAGUGUCAAAUCUCAGAGUGAGUGUGAGCGAGAGAGAGAGACCUGGACUGAUGCAAUAAUCACAUUAAUGCCCCUGCUGCCCCUCAUCUCCUCCUCCUGCUCAUGAGAGAUCGAGUGUACAGACAGUUUCAUUUUGUAAAGGUGAAUCAAUUGUUUUUCUCUCUUCUAAAAAAUAAUUUGAUUGGCUAAUGUGGUUUUUUUUUCCUGUUUUGUUUGUACUUCCUGAAUAAAGCAAUUGUACAGCAUGGUGUACUUUUAGUGACCAGGUUGAAUUUUUAUUCAGAAAAGAGAAAUAAAUAGUUGUUCAAA